Hippocampus comes (tiger tail seahorse) is the source of this 2944-nucleotide messenger RNA. RefSeq names its product arginyl aminopeptidase like 1 (gene rnpepl1). Gene Ontology annotation, biological process: proteolysis. The transcript has 11 exons. The record is from RefSeq and is a predicted model, not a curated record. The coding region runs from base 602 to 2857 and encodes 751 amino acids. Gene Ontology annotation, molecular function: zinc ion binding; metalloaminopeptidase activity. Lineage: Eukaryota; Metazoa; Chordata; Actinopteri; Syngnathiformes; Syngnathidae.
CCUCUUCGACUUCCUGUUUGCCGGCUCGCGAGCUUCCGAGCGUCCCGAACACGAAAGGGCAGAGUCGAAGCAACCCGCGGCGGAGCGCGCCGACGACGACCGCCCGCUUGACCGCAGCGGACGGACCCGGUCGGAACCGCGCGCGUAGCAGGUGCGGGCCGGCGGGCAGCUCGCGGAAGCCGGCUCAGGUGAAGGAAGCGGUCGAGGAUCGGACGCCCGACAGCUCACCGUGCUAACGUUGCCAACUAGCAGCCGAGUCGAUUUGUGGUUGCGCUCGCGGGUUCUGCUGUGAAGUGGACUCGGGUGGCGCGUUUGGACUUUUUUGAAGUUGGUUGUUGACUUUGGACCCCCCCGCGGCGGAGCUAACGUGGGAGACGAUGGCUCAUUAACCUUCAGCCAAUCAUCGUCGAGGACGUCGUGUCCGCCGAGCGAGCCUUCCAAGUCGACUUUCGGAUGUGGUCCUGUCGGGAUGCAGUUUGAAGUUCCUCAUUGAGUUGGGACCCCCGCGGCUGAGCUAAAGAUGCUAAUGCUAAAUAGCAUCUUGCGUUUGGAGCUUUUGUUUGCGUCGCACCUGUCUUUCGUUCGCUGACGUUGGCGUGAGAUGUCUGCGCCCGCACCCUCGCCGGCCUCGCUGUGCUGCUGCCGCAAGUCUUCCUCCGGAGGAGGGCGCUGCCUGGGGGAGUCCGCCGCCGCCGCCGCCGCCGCCGCCUCCUCCUCCUACACCACGGGCUGGCGGCGGCGGCCCCCCGCAGACGUGGCGUCCGCCUCCAACUUUGUGGACUUCGGGCUGCGUCACUUCCACUUGGACCUGCGCGUCAACUUUGCGCUGAAGGAGAUGAGCGGCUGGCUGGUUCUGGACCUGCUGCCCCUGGUCGCGGGAGCCCGGACCCUGGUGCUGGACGCGCACCCGUCCCUGGCGGUCCGCGCCGUCGACUGCGAGAGCGGCGGCGCCCGAGAGCCGGCCUGCCUCGCCUUCCGCCUGGAGCCUUUUGCCAGCUUUGGCUCCGCCCUCCAAAUCGACCUUCCCGAAGCGCUUGAGGUCGGAACGCCCCUGCGGGUCGCCGUCAGGUACGCGGCCACGGACGGACCUGCGAUGUGGUGGCUGGACUCCGAGCUGACGUGCGGUCAAGAUCGCCCUCUGGUGUUCACUCAAGGUCAUUCGGUGUCCAACCGCUCCUUCUUCCCGUGCUUCGACUCUCCAGCCGUCAAGAGCACCUACACGGCGGCCAUUCGCGUUCCGGACGACACAACAGUUGUGAUGAGCGCGUCCCGCAGUCGCUACUCCAAAGCCGAGCGCGUCUUCCACUUCUCCAUGGACGCGCCCGUGCCGGCCUACCUGGUGGCGCUGGUGGCCGGGAACCUGCGACACGCCGACGUGGGCCCCAGGAGCCGCGUGUGGGCCGAGCCCUGUCUGCUGUCGUGCGCCGCCAAGAAGCUAGCGGGCAGCGUGGAGCGCCUGCUAACCACGGCGGAGGGACUCUUCGGCCAGUACCUGUGGGGGAGGUGCGACCUGGUGUUCCUGCCGCCGGCUUUCCCCAUGGUGGCCAUGGAGAACCCGUGCCUGACCUUCAUGGCGGCGUCCAUCCUGGAGAGCGGCGACUUCCUCCUGAUCGACGUGGUGCACGAGAUGGCUCACGCCUGGUUCGGCAACGCCGUCACCCACGCCAGCUGGGAGGAGAUGUGGCUCAGCGAAGGCCUGGCCACCUACGCGCAGCGCAGGAUCACCACGCGGGCCUACGGCGCCGCCUUCACCUGCCUGGAAAGCGCCGUACGAUUGGACGCCCUGCACAGGCAGCUGCGCCUGCUCGGCGACAACAACCCCGUCACUCGGCUCCAAGUCAAACUGGAGCCCGGCGUGAACCCGAGCACCUUGAUGAAUCUUUUCACGUACGAGAAAGGUUUCUGCUUCGUAUCCUACUUGUCGUCGCUGUGCGGGGACGUCGGACUCUUUGACGGAUUCCUGCAGGUCGGUGUCGGACUACAUCAGCCGCUUCAAGUUCCAGAGCGUGGUGGCUCGGGACUUCCUGGACUUGUUCCUGGCGACCUUUCCCGAAGCGGCGCAGAAGGAAGGUGUGGAUUUCCAGCGCUGGCUGACGGGCUGCGGGGCGCCGCCGCACCAGCCGGACCUGUCGGCGGGGGCCGCCUUGACCCGGCCGGUGAGGGAAGCGUGCCGCGCGUGGAGCGGCGGCCGCGCAAACGACACGCGCGAGGCGCCCGCACUUUUGGAAGUGGCGGGCUGGAGCACGUUCCAGGUGGUUCUGUUUCUGGACUGCAUGCUGGACCGGGCGCCGCUGCCGCACGAGGCGAUGUCGCAAAUGCGCACGCGCUACGCCUCGCUGUUGGACGGCCCGAACGCGGAGGUCCAAGUGCGCUGGCUGCAGCUGGUGGUCCGGAGCCUCUUCUACCCCGACCUGCCCAGACUCGCCGCCUUCCUCCAAAAACACACGUCUCGUAUGUACGCGGUGCCGCUGUACGAGGACCUGUCGGCGGGCGCCAUGCGCGGCGUGGCCGCGGACGCGUUCCGGCAGACCCGGCGUCGACUUCACCCCGACCUGCGGCGAACGCUGCAGCAAAUCAUGGCGCGGGGACAACACAGCGCAGACGCAGCGCCACCCCUGCAGCCGCCCGACGCCGCCGUCGUCCCCUUACGAGACGUCGACGUGUCGGCUUGAGGGAGGCGGACGCGCUCGCCUCCAUGUUGCCUGCGCCCGCGCCGCGCCCGCGUGGACUUCCCGCUCCGAGGACGAAGGCGCGACCACAUCAGGUCGCCGCCGUUUACAGUCGCGCAUUGGCCGCCGCCAUCCCCUCACGUGCCUCGCGGUUGGCUUCCGUGAAGCCGUUGCUGCCGACAUGCUAGCGAAGCGCUACACCUUCCUCUUCUUUGGGUGCGUCUUCCCCGAGGCAACUUUGAUUUUGUGCAAAUAAAAAAGAGUGGGGGUGGGGG